UCCUCGUACGUUGAAGUUGGCCAUGGAACAGCAGCCACUUGGCCAUUUACCAUGCGACGCACAGUGACCACGUCGAUGACCCCAUGGACGACGCUGCUCGAGCAGCGCGAUGUGUUUCGCGUCAUUACGGCGUUUCAGCCCGGCCUGCCGCGCGACCUCGCCAAAGCGUGCACGCGCCAAGCGCGCAUCCUCGACGACCUCUGCUACUCGCUCAACCCGUGGCUUGCCCAGUACAGCGCUAAACCGGUCUUCUACUGCCGCGUGCUCUUUAAGCUCAUUGCAGACGGCCAGCUCGGACGCGCCCACCGCCUCCUCGACGCCGCGCCGGCGCUCACAACGCCCCAAGGCGACUGGGCCUUCCUCUACGCAAUCGACGCGGCGGCGCGUCUUCGCGACCUCGGCCUCGUCCGGCGGCUCCACGCGCGCGGCCUUGGGCGCUGCACGACAGCAGCCAUGGACGCAGCGGCCGCCGCCGGGCACUUUGAGAUGGUCGUCUUCCUCGGCGAGCACCGAACCGAAGGCUGCACGCAAGAGGGGCUCGAGCGCGCGUGGAAAGGCCAGUUCCUUGAGAUCGUCAAGUAUUUGGAGGCCAAAUACCCGCAGCUCGUGUGCCGGAAGAAGCGCCAUUGGCAGCACGUCGUGCGCUCAUGGUCGCGCAAAGCCAUGACGCUGCUGACCGCGCCGCCCGUCUCCUAGUCCUCUGCUAAUUGUUGUCGUCGAUGUCAUGUUAAGACCAAGUACAACGCUUGCAUGUCUUGCGUGUCGACGCCAUGCCGCCGCAAAGCAGCGUGGGACGAUGAAG
Saprolegnia parasitica CBS 223.65 is the source of this 802-nucleotide messenger RNA. RefSeq lists its product as hypothetical. The transcript has a single exon. The coding region runs from base 52 to 696 and encodes 214 amino acids. NCBI's taxonomy places the organism in Eukaryota, Oomycota, Saprolegniomycetes, Saprolegniales, Saprolegniaceae. The record is from RefSeq and is a predicted model, not a curated record.